This is a messenger RNA of Styela clava, 1223 nucleotides long. NCBI's taxonomy places the organism in Eukaryota, Metazoa, Chordata, Ascidiacea, Stolidobranchia, Styelidae. The record is from RefSeq and is a predicted model, not a curated record.
AGAAUCAUAUGUUCUUGCAGAAUGUAAAAACCUACUGUUUUAGAACCAGCUAGAAAAAUAUGUGAUUAGUCAUCAAUAAAUCAAGGGAUGCAGUGAUAAAGUGCGACUACAGGACUAGGCCUACACUACAUCCAGACAUCUGCACAUUGUACUGUCGUAACUGUUAAUACGUAUCGGUACUGUUCACGACCACCCAUCCCACAUGCUCUGUUUUGCUAGAGUACAUCGCUCAUUUCUUGUGGCACCCCGAUAUUUAAGCAAGCACACCUUUAAUGGCACACAUGCUUGCUCAGUAUCACAAUCAAUACAUAGUUAUGACUGCUCCAUGCCAGAGUUGAUGUCAUUGGCACAAAAAGAAAUGGUUUUAAUUAACAACUUUAUCACAGAAGAUGAAGAGCAGUGUUUAAUGAAGGAUAUUGAGCCAAAGUGGAAAAGGCUGAAAUACCAGUUUGAUCACUGGGAUGAUGCAAUUCAGGGAUAUCGUGAAACAGAAGUAUCUAAUUGGUCAGAAACAAGUUCCAAUAUAUUGAAUAGGUUGAGAAAUGCCGCAUUUGCUGAGAAAGACAGUCAACGUGCUCUUGUACAUGUUCUUGACCUGGCAGAAGAUGGAUACAUCAAACCUCAUGUGGACUCAGUGAAGUUUUGUGGACGAGUCAUAGCUGGUUUGAGUCUGUUAACACCAUCUGUGAUGAGACUGAUUAAUGAAAAAGAUAAAUCAAAACAAAUAACUGUCCUAUUGAACAGGAGAUCUUUAUACAUAAUGCGUGACAGCAUCCGAUUUGAAUACACUCAUGAAAUAUUGAAAAAUGAGGAAUCUUUGUUUCGUGGAACUAAUAUACCAAAAGGACGGCGGAUGUCUGUAAUAUGCAGGAGCGAACCUAUAUCAGAUGAUUGUAAUGAUUCAGGAAACUUAUUUAAAGUAAUAAAGCUGAAUCCUGAUUGAAAUUGUUGUCAUAAACCAUAUAUAUAUAUAUACUCCAUUAAUCGAAGUACCUAAAGAAGUAUUCAUUGAAAAAUAUUAUACUUCUAUUUUGCUUUGUUUCUUCACUCAAUUGCAACAUAGUUGUAUAAGAAGUUGGUACUUUACAACAAAUUUAAUUUGGAGGUUUUUCAAUUUGUUUGUUGUUUUUCUCUUGCAAAUGUUGGUCUCUUAUUUUGGGUAUUGGUAUAUAUUUGGGUAUUUAAAUGUUUGUAGAGUACAGAUAGGGAUGGGCAAUGUAGAA